UUGUCUUUUCUUUUUGGAGUUGUAUUUUUCACUUCAUUUAAUAAAAAUCGGUGCGAAAAUUUCAGCAAGAUAUUAAUAUUCAUUAAAAUUCUUUGAAAAAAAAAACAAUUUUAUAAAAACAAUAGUGAAAAAAAUAUUUAAAUAGUCGUUGAAAUGGUUGUGAUAAUAAACAAUAUAAUUUGAAAAAAAAUAAGCAGCAGACAAAAAGAAAAAAUUUUAAACUAAAAAAACAGUGUAUCAAUGCACAUUGUGUUCUGAAAAAGGCAAUUUCUAUAAACAAGACGAUAAUACAGAAUAGGCAAAGAGUGAUUACCGUUAAACUCUAAAACAACGCAAAACAAUUAAAGGCAAAAAAAAAAAAACAAUUGACAAUUGAUUCUACUUCUGUGUUUCAAUGCCAUGAACUGCGACAGUGAUUUAAUGACGAGUACGAUAAUAGUACAAUUACAAUUUGUCAAUGACUUUGUUAAACGUCUAGUCUGUAAGUUGUCCUUGGUCAAAGAAGAGGAAUCAUCAAGAUUGUGUCGAGCAAAGGAGUCGUUGCUUUGCGCCCUGUUUAUUGUCAUGAAGACUGCCUAAGAAGAAGAAGAAACGAUGAAGUUGUACUACUAGACGAUAAUGUAAAUAAAAAGCAAGGACUAUUCUGAAUUUAACAAAGUAAAUAAAUAACACUCAACAAGUCAUCAAGUACUGCUGUUGAUCAGUUUGAAAAUUAAUUGAUUUUUUAUACAUUAACUGUGAUUAUGAGUUCCACAAAAUCGCAAGUAGCUGUAGCUACAAAUAUUCCAAAUCUAGCAUCUGGUCAACAACAAAAAGAUUAUAAUACAGAGGAAUCGUUGGGCCGUCAGAAUAGUUUUGGUUUAAACAGGAGGGGCAACAUGAAAGGAAAACAUUUAACGAGAAGUCAUGCUAUGAGAGAGGCGACUUCGCCGCCACGUACUCCAACACCUCGAGCGUCAGAGUCUUCAUCGCAGAUGUCACCGAAUGGUUAUCAACAGCAACAGCAUCAUCAGCAGCAACAACACAUGGAUGUUAAUGAAGGAAACAAUAACAAUAAUAGCAAUAACAAAUUGCAUACACAAUCAUCAGCCACUCGCGGCAAUUCACCAAUAAUCGAUACACCAACUGUGAUUGUAACUAGUCAACACAAGCAGCAACAGCAACCACAACAACAUCAGCAGCAACAGUCAAAUGUUGCUCUAUGUAAUGAAACGGAAUUUCCAAAAUUAAGCCCGCCCAAAUCAAAGAGCGGCAGUAACAGUAGUACUGGUGGUAGUGGGGGAGGUGCCCCAGGAUCUGGUAACAGUUCUAGCAGCAGUAGUAGUGGUGUAAAUAGCAAUUGCAAUAACAACCCACAACGUAUUAAUAACGCUUCGGAAGGUCACAAUAACAAUAAUAAUACUAAUAAUAGUAACAAUAGUAGCAAUAAAAAGACAAACGGUGAUACUGCAGGUGUUAAUAAUGAAACGCACAAUAAAGCCACCAACAAUGUGAAUAUGAAUGCUGCGAAUGCAAAUAAAAAUUACAAUCAAUCGCAACAGCAGCAAUUUAGUGCUGGGAAUGCAUUGCAGAAAGCUUUAAAUGUCACUGAUAAUUCGCAGUCUACAACAAUUUACAAUUCCCCCAUGAACUAUCAAUUGCAUCCCAAUGAUAUUAACCGUGAACAGCAGCAACAACAAUCGUAUGUUGUUUAUGAUAAGGAGAAUCGUUGUCCACGUAAUGACAGCCAAAAUAGCAUGAAUUCGAAUGAUGAAAUGCAUUAUGAGACGCAGCAGCAACAACAACAGCAACAACAACAACAUCAACAACAGCAUCAGCAACAUCAGUCACAACAGCAUCACCAACGUACGGGAGGCGGUAAAAAGCAUCGCACUAAUUCAAAUUCAAAAGGAUCUAAGCCUCGAUUGAAGAAUGUGGGUAGUACCAACAGUGGCGGAGGGGCUGGCAGCAGUGUUUCGAACAUGGGUGCCGGAGGAAGUGUUGUUACUGGUGGCUUAACAUCGGGCAGCAUUGAAGGCAGUUUAAACAGCAGUAACAAUACGUCAGGCUUUAUUUCAAGAGUCUUCACAAAUUCAGAAAACUCCAACGAACAAUACACAGAUUAUGGUGGAACCGAUUUGCUCAGUUUUUUCAAAGAGACGUUAAAUAAGAACGUAAAAGACCGUCAAUUUUUGUUGAAAGUCGAAAAGGAUUUAAUUGAAUUUGUGCAGGAAGGAAAUCGAGGUGAAAUACGUUUUCCACAAGCUUCCUCAUACAAUCGUAUGUUGAUCCAUAGAACGGCUGCCUUUUUUGGCAUGGAACAUAAUGUGGACACCGAGACACAACAAUGCGUUAUUGUAGCACCGACUAAAAACACUCGCAUACCAGAAAUUCGUUUUAAAACACUGGUCAUUAAUAACCGUGAUGACUCACGCAAAUCUAUAUUGAAACGCGAUACGCACAGUUUUGAUGAGGCUCGUCAAAGCAGUUAUUUGUGCCCAGAUCGAGGUGGUAUGCUCGAUCGCAAAGCAAAGAGUUUCGAAGAACGCGAAGAAGAUUACGACCGUGCCCGAUCGCGCAUAUUUAAUCGAAGCCAAAACGAAGCUUGUCCCGGUGGAGGAGGUAGUACGGACGACGACAACAACUACAUUAGUUGGACAAGUUCAGUUGAUCAGCAGCAGUUUUCACGUGGACGCCCUAGCGGAAAAGUGUUAAAGAUUCAAAAUUCUCCAGAUGGUCGUGCCGGUAGUGUUGUUCAAAAAUCGAAUAACAAUUUUGGCAAUUAUAGUCAAGGUGGAGCUCCUCUUAUACGCGGAGACUCGGCAAAUUCUAAUAAAAGUAUGGGAACAGGCAGUGGUAAUGGAACGCGGAUAUUUUCUAAACAAGAUUCAGCGGGCAGUUCCAAUACAUCGUGGCGGUUAUCUCCUUCAAGCAGUGGCUAUAAAACCCAAACGCAAUCGAUUCGUUCUGAUUCGGUAACGCCAUCACCAACCGGUGGUUAUGGCAGUGAUGAACCCCAUUUACCGGAUCAUCCGUCAAUCACCGCAAACAGGGAGAACAAUGAAGAUACAACAACGCUUCCUAGUGGACUUGUGUGGGCCGUCACAGAUAUUUCGAAUGUGCCAAAAGGCAGCAUUCUCAUAAAUCCGCAAACCUUACAGCCAAUCCUAAAUGCAGACGGUACGGUUUAUCAUUACGAUCCGUCUAAUAUGCCUCCAGCUCAAGCGAUGGCAAGUGGUAGCAAUGUUGCCAACAGUGGAGGUAGUAUUUAUCAUACAAAUCAAAAUAAUUCACCUUCACAACAACAUCCAAUGCACAAUCCCUUAAAGAAACAACACAAGGGACAUCAAAUGCAACAACAACAACAGUUUAACAAAUUGGAAUCAACAACUACUGGAGCAACAAACAGUGGAGGCGAAUCGGUAUCAGAAUCAUCGACCCAAACAAUUAACGUGGGUGAGGAAGUGAUUCCAUCAAACAAUAUUUUGGAUGUCAGUUAUCAAGAAGAUGAUUUAUGUAAUGCGGAUGAAAAUGAUGAAUGUGAUAAUUCGGCCAAUGGUUGUCUAAGUAUAACGACAACUACAUCAACUAAAAAUUACGAUCGCAUUGAAGUUCAAAAGUUUAAGAACCAAGCAACUAGUCCUAAUAUACCUAUCAAUGAAAAGGAUGAUAUCGUUAAGCGAGAGCACUCAAGCCAGACGCCGAUAAAUGUGACACCCACUCAGCAAACCCAAUUGCAACAAUCACAAACUCCACAGCAAUCUCAGACGCAGAACCGAGAAACUCCCCACUCUUCACGCUCUACGCCAUUUAGCAAUAGUGAUACAUUGACAAAACGUUCUUCAGAGGAACCGAGAGCGACAAGUUGGACACAAAGCUACCAGGCUCCUGAUGGUUCUACAGUAUUUCACACUACAACUACACCCAAUAGCAGCGCCACUAAUCCUUAUUGUACUACCACAUAUCAGCAAGGGCCUGAUGGAAGCAUUUACGCAGUGCCACAAGGAAUGAUUUACGCUUAUCCUUCACCAGUAGAAGGGGAAUUUCAAGGAUAUUUUAUGCCGGUUUUUGAUCCCUCUCAACAACGUAGUGAUACCACCGGUCUUCUACAGCCCGGAACACAAGCUAUAUAUCCAGCGGGUGGUGCGACAACUAUGGUACCAGUAGCUGCUUACCCGACCGCACAGUUCGCCACAACUAAUGGUGCUCCGAUUUACCCCAGUCAAGUGAUAUAUUCCGGCGAACAAUUUCAAACAGCCGGCGCACCGUUGACGGCAACAGCUCCAGCAUCUGCUACAGCGCAAUUGCAGCAAAUACCAAUGACUACUUAUCCGAUUGGAUAUCCAUAUCCAUACAAUGGAUACUGGGGCCAAACCAUGACAUACUAUGUACCUCAACAAGCUGUUCCCGCCACUUCACUGUUAGCUGCACCGCCACCACCUCCAUCGGCACCUGGUAAUGUAAGUCACGUCGCAGGCGGCGUGAACACAACUGGUCCGAAUGGGGGUAAUUCGACGGCUGGACCGUCAACCAAUUCCUCGAAUACUACGAAUAAUUCAUCGGGACAUAUGGGCAACGGUAACACACCGAAUACAAGUCAUCAAAAUGGCUCCGUUACUACAGGAUACCAAUCGCAUGUACAUACAGUUAGCGGCGGUAUAGGUUCCAGCCACAGUGGUGGCACAACAUAUUAUGGCACUGGUCGUAUAAAGCGCCCUACUCCUCCACACUUUAGUAAUGCUGGAACAAAUGGUGGUCACCAGGUUUUAGCUGCUGCUUCCAUACCCAAUGGUGUCACGACCGCCACAUACCAACUCGGUCAUGCAGUUCCCACACUCACGUUGGCGGCGGCCGCUCCGCCUCAAGCCACAACAGGAGCAGCAACAGAUCUCAGCGGCGGUGCCGGAGCUCCGACAACUGCGACCAUGUACGCUUUACCACAGCAUGCCACAAUAUUUCCAGCAAACAUGUUCCCAUACGCCACAAACGCAGCGGCGCCAGCCAUUGGUCCGCAGUCCGGAGCUAAUAUGGCACCACAGACUGCAAUUAUCCAGCCACCUGUUAAUCCACAAGGUCAUGUUGUAGGAGGUGUAGGUGGUCAAGCUAAUGCCACAGCUGGCGCCAUUCAUAAUCCUCACCAUUCAAAUACUGUGAUCACGCCCUUUUACACCACUACUCAUCAUCAUGCACCUCAUCCAGGCAUACAAGCCGGCGGCCACACAAUACAUGCCCCCGGUCCUUCAGCCAUACCUAUAGUUGAUCCGGCGACAAUUACAAAUGUAACUCAACUUGGCCCGGCCAACAAUUCAGUGUAUAGUGGAAGAAGUGGUGGCGCCAGCAACAAUGCUGGUACCUCGCAAUCUGCUCCCAGCACACCGCAUUCGAUGCCUUCUUCCUCGACCCUACACCACUCACAACGCAAUCCUUCUGUAUUUUCCACGCCUCCCAUACUAAACAACAAUGGCAGCAAUUAUAAUAGUUCCAAUUCAACACCUCACUACUAUGGAAAUACUGAAAUGUUGCAUCAAUCAUCCGUAAAUAGCGGCAGUGCUAAUAAUAGCAACAGUCCCCAUAACUCGUACGUAUCAUCAUCGUAUGAAAAGCGAAACAACAAUAAUAGUGGAGGAGGAAAGAAGCCUCUUUCCUAUCAAAGUGCUAGCUUGAGCCGCCAAAAUUCGACAAGUGGUGGCGGUUACAAUGGAACUGGAAAGCCAUCAGCUUUGCUUAAUAAUGCUAAUAACAACAACGAUACUAGAGCUUCGCCAAGUAGUAGUACUAACUCACGGCCGCAUUCAAUAAAACGUGGCGCAGGAGGAGGAGGAGGCGGGGGCGGAGGUGUAUCCAAUGACAAACCACAGACUCCGUUACUAAGUGGCCCACCCAGUUUUGUAGGCGGCACUAAUAUACAGAACAACAAUAACAGUUAUCAGGCUAUUCCUAAUGCCGACAUGGGUACUGGAAAUAUUCCUAUAGUUAAUGUUUCUAAGCCACCAAUACGUUUGAAUGCAGCUGCUGCGGCAUUCCGUCAAAAGGGCACUACUAAUACUGGUGGCGGUGGUUCAGCUGUCGAAUACCGACGCAAUCCGACAUCGCAACGCAAUUCGCCUGGAACAAAUGCCAGCAGCAGUAAUGACAACAGCAACAACAAUUCGCCCAACAGUAUACACAACUCUUCCAAUGCUGCCACACCCAUAGCUGCUGGAUGUUAUGCACCAUCGUACAUGAUCAAUGCUCAAAAUAAUGGCGGUGAACCAGCUCCAACGCAUCCACCAUCUCUUUAUAUAACAACUGCACCUGCUCGAGGACCUGCACACAUUCCACCACAUUUACAAUCAGCUGCAGCAAAUGGUGCUGCUGUACCGGCAGCAGCUGCGGCAGCUACUGCAAGCGUACCCCAACAAGCAGCUACAGCUGUUUUAGGUGGAGCUGCUGCUGCAGCAGCAGCGGCUGAUGUGGCAAAUGCUGCCGCUGUAGCAGCCGCAGCUGCUACUGUUGCUCAUCACCAUCAUCACCAACCGCUGUUGGGUACCUACAAUCCGGGUGCAUCAGGAUUGUACUUCAAAUACGGACACACGUAUUUUGCCCAUCCUUCCGUAGCUUUACCAAAUAGUCGCCGUUCUCCAUCGACAGAUUUGAGACCUCCGAUUGCACAAAUGGCUGGAAUGUAUCCCACAGUCAACAUGAUGAUACCAGCUCAACCGCGACAUCCAGGACGACAUCCAAAUCCAAAUUAUAAAGGAACACGGCCCCGUUGAUACACGCGUUUAUAUUGAUGACAUGGUUGUCUCAACAAUAUCGAGGAUUAAAAACACAAUGACGCUAUACCAAAAACCUUAAUAUAGAAUAACUUAAGUUUAAUUAAACAACUAUAGAAAUACAAAAGGAUAAAAACAAAAACAAACAAACAAAACAUACUUAUGUAACUAAUAUAGAAAAUACAUUAAGUUUAGUUAACAAUAAUUAUACAAAAUUACAACCAUACAACCAACUAAAAUACAAUAGAAGAAAUUCUACAACGGUUAAAGAAUCAGUAAAGAAUAAUCUCUUCCGCCCCCCUUGGGGACAAGGAAAAAUGAAAAUCAGAUGAACAUAUAUUUAAUAUUUUAUAUUUUCCGGCCUAUUUUCCCAAAACAAGACAAGAAUAUGGGAGACAUACAAUACAUAUAAAAAAGUAAUUUUAAUUUAAUACGAAAAAAUUGGCUUUAAUAGGUAGAGAAAAACAAAAAUCUCCUCAUACACUCAUCUACACACAAAAUUUUAAUCAAUAAUAGACAUCAUCAAAUACACACCAACCAACGAACACAUUCAUUCUUUACGUAAAUACAAACAUUCAUCCAUAGGUCGACAAAUGAAAAUAUUAUAUUAAUAAAAUUCUACUACAAUAUCAGCGGAACUAUACGAUUAAAUAAGAAUUACAAUAAUGCAAUCGAAGGAUCAAUUCAAAUACAUAAUAAACUGAAAAACUAAGUACAUAUUCGUACAACUGUAUUGGAAAUAAGAGAUAACUGUGACAUAAUUCUUGAUGAAGAAGAGUUAAAGACUUUUAAACGUUGAGAAAGAUAAAGAACUAUCAGAUGCGUAGCAGCAAUUGUGUGCCAUUUAGAGAACAAAAUUUCAGUCAUUUAAUACUAUAGAAAGAAAAAAAACUACAAA
Lucilia sericata (common green bottle fly) is the source of this 7632-nucleotide messenger RNA. It is a transcript of the gene enc, whose product is annotated as protein encore. The transcript has 17 exons. The record is from RefSeq and is a predicted model, not a curated record. NCBI's taxonomy places the organism in Eukaryota, Metazoa, Arthropoda, Insecta, Diptera, Calliphoridae. The coding region runs from base 744 to 6734 and encodes 1996 amino acids. Gene Ontology annotation, molecular function: nucleic acid binding.